Messenger RNA from Branchiostoma belcheri (Belcher's lancelet), 2573 nucleotides. RefSeq names its product IST1 homolog. The transcript has 11 exons. Gene Ontology annotation, biological process: protein transport. The record is from RefSeq and is a predicted model, not a curated record. Bases 745 to 1896 code for a protein of 383 amino acids. NCBI's taxonomy places the organism in Eukaryota, Metazoa, Chordata, Leptocardii, Amphioxiformes, Branchiostomatidae.
CUGUGAAGUUUUGGAUCUCUCCUGUGCAGACAGCCUGUCUUGGUGAGCAGCCACACUUCCCCUUUCUUCCAUGGCUUUGAACUGGGUGAUUUUGGCACUGCUGAGGGGAACAUCGUUCAGUUUCGGUUUUUGAAACCCUUGAACUUGACCAAAAAUCCUCGUCUCACUCCUGGUUCUGCUGAGCUGAGAGCGUCUCAUGGCGUUGAGUGUCGAGUCCUUCCCACCACCACCAUGUGUCCUUGUUGUUUUCUUGCUCUGGGAUGAAUGAGCCUGUGGCUUCACAAACGCAAAUGGUGCCGACUCCAUCUUUCCCCCAGCCAGACUCGCACGAGCUCGCCGUCUCGUAAACUAAACUUACACUUCCUUCUCCACGCCGGAUGACAGCGUAUUCGGUGACUCGGUUAGAAAGGAAACGUCAGCGUUUGUCUGCGUCAUUCGUGCCACGACAUAAACGCCGCCAUUUUCGAAAUACUUUCCCGAACGUCGGUGUGAGACACUGCCUGUUCCAAAUAUAGCAAUGACGAUUUGGUCACGUGAUUCAUGUGAUACUGACUGCGCCAGAUGACGCAUGCGCAGCACAGAAACCGGAAAUAGACUCAGCGUACCAGAAGUGCAGCACAGUACAGCAUAAAAACACAGAAACAGGUGAGUUUUACAGUCUACAUAACCUUGCUGUCAACAAGGCGUUCGGCUGCAUCGCGCAUUUGAAGCUUAGAGGAGCCAGGGAAUAAAGGGUACAGCACAAUGUUUGGUGGAGGAUUCAGAGGGAACAAGCUGAAGACAAACCUUCGGUUGUCCAUCAACCGUCUGAAGCUGUUGGAGAAAAAGAAAACUGAAUUGGCACAGAAGGCCCGGAAGGAGAUCGCUGAGUACCUGGCCAAUGGGAAAGAUGAAAGAGCCAGGAUAAGGGUGGAGCACAUCAUCCGAGAAGAUUACCUAGUCGAGGCCAUGGAGUUGAUUGAGAUGUACUGUGAUCUGCUCCUUGCUCGAUUUGGUCUUAUCGAGAGCAUGAAAACUGUAGAACAAGGACUUCAGGAAGCAGUGUCUACACUGAUCUGGGCGGCUCCUCGCAUGAGUACAGAAGUACAAGAGUUGAAAGUGGUCUCUGACCAACUGUGUGCUAAGUAUGGGAAAGAGUUUGGGAAGCUGUGUCGUAACAAUGAGAUUGCCUCUGUCAAUGAAAGGUUGAUGCACAAGAUGAGUGAGCAAGCCCCACCCCGUAUCCUGGUAGAACGGUACCUUAUCGAGAUUGCAAAGGCUAACAACGUUCUGUUUGAGCCUGACCCUACUGUUAUGAUGGAUGCAGAAAUCCCAAUGUCAGCAGAUGACCUCCUGAACUUAGACAUCGAUGACAAGAAGGGACCAGGGGGUUCUGGUGGUGGUGGUGGUGGUGGCAUGCCUGCACCCCCCCUCCCUGCACAGGGCCCAGCCCUCCAACCAUUCAACUAUCCACCCCCACAGCAGCCUAGGAUGACACCAGACGACUACCUAGCCUAUCAGAAGGAGCUUGAGGCUGCUGGCAGACUGGGAGGGCCCUCGGGUGGACUUCCACAGGCACCACAGGCGCCUAGUGCCAAGCAGCCUCCUCCACUCCCUACCCAAGCACCUGUUGGCAACCCUUCCACACCUGCACCAGCGUAUAACACAGUGGCCAACGAUCCUGCAUACCCACCAAAUGCUGCAGCAUACAUUCCACCAGUCAACCCGCCCAUGCCCAUGCCGCCUGCACCAAGUGCCCCGCCCACAAACACAGACAGUCUGCCAGACUUGCCGUGUGUCCCGUCAAACAGCUUCCCCAACCCGGGCAACACCAUUGGUGGAGCCUCUGCUGGGGGGGAUGACGUAGACUUUGAUGACCUAACGCGCAGGUUUGAGGAGUUGAAAAACAAGAAGUAAACAGACAGGCUAGCAAUAAGAAUCUGAGCUUUCUGUCACCAGAGAUGCUUACCUGCAAAGCAGAAGCUAAUUUGUACAGAAUGUAGACAGCAUCAUGUGUUUUCAGCAUCCACAACAAUAUCAUAUGUAAGCAAUUAAAAGUAGUUAGUUUUUUUCUAUGACUAGGUAUGAUUUUUGGUGGAUUCUAUCAUGGUAUUGACUUUGAGAAGGUGUAGAUUGCUAAAAAAACUUUGCUAUGUUUAUCAACAUAACUGAAACAUGGAGGUGAUAUUUGAUAACUAAGUAAGCUAGUGGAGACAAGAUAAUGGAUGAAGGAAGUUAAAGCAAGCAAAUAAGAAUGUAAAAGAAGCCACUGGUUUUGUACAGAAAUACGAUUUACUGUUUAGGUAGAGUGUUAUUAAAGCUUGUAAGAUGCAGAUGCUCGAUGUACGUACUGUAUUUGUUUCACAGCUUUGAACUAUCCAUUUGUGGGAGAAACAACAUUGUGCUGAAUGUAAUGUUUGCAAUUGUUGUAAGAAAAAAAGGUGAGCUCAUAAUUUAUGCACAUUAAGUGUGUCAUUAACAUGUUUGGUUUUCCACUUGUACAAACUUUUUGAUACCUUGAUUCUUUUAUAGAAUGAUAUAUAUAUUGCUCCUAUAAUCCGAAAAAGCACAAUUAUAAUGUAUGAAAUGCACUA